GUCCCGGUGUAAGCAGAGCGGCGCGGAGCUCAGACCAGAAACACCUGAGCUCCCGUUACUACCGAGACACACGGAUACACUUUGCAACGUUAUAGAGGUCAUAAGACGCUUCAUAACGGGCUGCACGCGACAGGAAGAUUCAUUUUUGCACGUUUGUCUCUUCAUUUCUUGCACUGACUUGGAUACUAGUUUGCUGUUGUUGUUUUUUUUCUUUUCUUUUUUGACUUUACGGGGCUCGAGCACUUGGGACUGCUGCGAUGCGGUUAUUAACGGAACUCUAGUCAGCUUGCGGUUGACAUUUCUCGGAUAGCGCGCGAGCCAUUUAAGGAGCUCUGCUUUCAGUUUGCGUGCAGUGCCAAGCGGCCAACAUCAGACGCUCACUCGGAAUUAAACGCAUCAACAACAUUAAUAUUAAUAAUAAUAACAACAACUUUUUUCCCCGCUAACGGCGAACAAGCGUGUGUCCAGGGGCGGGGGUGGCAGCCGGUUCUUGCCUGCAGCGCGCGCGCGCUCUAACUAAAUGCCCGGCCGCUCGCGGGACUCGCAGGGCUCUCGAGGCUGGACGGAGAGAUGAGCUCGUGGGUCGUGCUGCUCGUCGCGCUCGUGGCGUGUCUGCGAUUUGGCGGCGCUCAGGGAUCUCUCCUUUUGCUACACCUGUCGGCUUCGAGUGCAGUUUUAAACCGAAUCCCAGCCCUGCUUUCAUCGACCUAUCCAUCAUCUCCCGGCCUAUUCGUGUGACGUGAGGAAUCUAUGCAGGCUAUAUGUGUACGUCUGAGCCACCUGCCAAGAUCAGCAUACAGGAUUUCUUUAUGUCUGGACUGGCGGUUUGCCACGAGGUUCGGCAGAGCGCCGACCCUGUCCCCGUGUCUCUGGUGAAUUUGGUGAUGAACUCUCCCAUCUCAUCCAUGAAGGAUCUACAGGAGCUGCUGGACGUUCACUCCGUAGAAGAAGAAGAGGACGAGGAUCAUUCCAAUGGAACGCAUAAACGCCUUCCCAGAAGUCUCGGUGAUGUACAGAUGGCUCAGCCGGCUGUGUGUAAGGUGCGAACUGAGGUGAUGGAGGUUACGCGCUCCAUGUUAGACCGAAGCAAUGCUAACUUCCUGCUCUGGCCACUUUGUGUGGAGGUGCAGCGCUGCUCAGGCUGCUGCAACACGCGGACGCUGCAGUGUGUGCCCGUUUCCACCGAGACGCGCCAUCUACAGAUGACUAAGAUCCAGUUCGUCAACAGACAACCCUUCUACGAGAAGGUCGUCUUACCUGUGGAGGACCAUCUCAGCUGUAGCUGUAAACCACGCACUGUCAGUCACACCACUUGGACGAAGACCACGACGUCCCCACCUCCUCCCCCCAGACUCGUCAGCAAACCCCCCAUCUCCAGGAGUCAAUCAAAAGAGGAGUUACAUCGCCACGACGACCUGAAACACAACCAGAGGUUCCAGCUGGAGGAUCGAGAGACUCAGUGGCAAUCGAAAUACACACUGUCGCACACGCAGAGAGCGCCCGUACACACGCCCGUACGCACGCCCGCACACACGGAAGACGCAUCGACGAGGCACGCGAGCUUUGGCGUAACACGUAUGCUGAGCGACACGACGCAACACCUCACACCGACGCAAGAGCACCACAGACACCACUCGGAGCCGGAGAAGGUUCAGGAACACCACGGGCACUCUGGCAGUGGCGACAACAAGAUAAAAUCCACAGCAAGCGGAGAACACACAGAACAUCGUCAGCAUCACCACGACAACCACGAAGCAGUGACAAAACACAGCCAUGAGCUGACUGAAUCACACGCCACUGAGCAUCACCACAGCCAAUCAGACGUGACGCUUCACCACAGCAGCCAAUUGGAAGCCCCAGUGAUCACCUUUAGCCACGUAGAGGUCAUUGGCCAGUCAAGCGGCCAAAGCGAGAUGCCUAGCCAAUCGUCAACGCCCAGUUUGCACCAAUCAGAAGAGAAGGACCAGCUCCAAAGCCAAUCAGAGGCAGACAAGCUAUCAGAGUCGGGGCAGGAAAAAGUAGAGCAUCACCAUCAUCACCAUCAUCAUCAUCAUCCAACACAAGCUGGCACACAAAGAGCAGUGACGAACGCUCCUGCCGGCACGCCUCCUACGCCUCACACACCCCCUCCCGCCGUUCCUCAGCGGAAACGAAGGAGAAAGCAAAGGAGGAGAAUGAGCAAGUCCGCCAUGAGGGCCAUGAUCAUGGUCAUGUCCUAAACGAACCGGCACUUUGCCAUCACGGACCAGAAGAAACCCGGAGAGACGCUGGACACCGCACAGACACAUACACUGACACACUGGAAAUAUUGCUCACAGUAACUGGAAAUGGCUUCGAUCUCUGACACCUGAACUCCAAAUGACUACGUUUCCCAGCAGCCAGCACGGCCAAGAAGCUUCGACGGUCGGCACUAUGGGAUAUCCUUAGUCUUCAUUGCACAUGAAAGUGACACUGCUGACACAGCCGGCCAAAUAAUGAGACUGCAUGGAAACCAAUGCAGGGAGCAUUUGCCAAAUACUGAGAUUGCAUCUAAUACAAAGCAGACAGCCUUCCAAAAAAUGAGACUGCAUCUCAAAGUAUGAGGAGUCAGCCUGCCAGAUAAUGAGAUGGCAUCUAAUACAAAGCAGACGCAACCUGCCAAAUAAUGAGACUGCAUGAAAAUCAAUGCGGGAUGAUUUGCUAAAUCAUGAGAUCGCAUCUAAUACAAAACUAGAGAUACCGCCUGCCAAAAAAUGCUACUGUGUCUCUAACUAUGAGGAGUCAGCCUGCUGAAAAAUGAGACUGCAUCAAAAUCAAUGCAGACACAACCUGCCAAAUAAUGAGAUUAUUGCCUAAAACACAUUAUGUAACACAGGCUGCCAAAUAGUGAGACUUAAUUAUAAGAUAAAUAUGUAAAGACUAUGACGGAUUCUUAACCCACACUUGCAAAAUAAUGAGCAAUAGCGACUAGUGGUGUGUCAUGGUGUCGUGUCUCUCGGAUUAUUUUGUGGAAAAAAUGUGGGGGGCGGCGGGGGGGUGGGGGGGUGGAUGUCCAAUGCGGACUAUAAACUGCAUUUACAAGCAAGUCCCGGUUACCCUGGACUGCAACAGAGCAGAUUAAAUCUUACACCUGUGGCCGAUCGAGAUACCUGGAUGCUAUUGAACGGACAUAAGGACUUGAGCCGCAACUUUACUGGGAGUGUUAAAUAUUACACAAAUUAAUUUAAAACCUAAUGCCAACCUCACCUUCGUCACGUACUGCUUGCUUGUAAAGUGUUAUUGUGUUGAAUAGAGUCAAAUCGCAACAUAACUGAGACGUCGCGCACUGGAAUUCUGUUUCUCAAGAAACAAAGCUGUACUAUUAGCAACGCUGCUAAUGCUAGUCAUAGCACAACUGGAAUAUACUGCAUGUUUUAGCUUGAGCGCAUUAGCCAAAACAAGUUUAAAAAGAAACAAACUGGUUUAUCAUCAUCAACCUGUAUGGGGGUGAUAUAAAGAAUGUCAUAAACUGUGCUUAGUCACGCUAAAACUACUGAUGCUACAGACGCUAGCAGGAACUUGUGUAUUAAAACUACUGUUUGCUAAGUGCAUAAGGCUAUAUUGUAAAUGUUACAAAUUUUUAUUUUUCUGCUGUUUUGUUUUUCUUAACUUAUUUAUGAAAAUGGUAGAUGUUUCCAUCUGCUUCUGACAGUAAUAAAAUGUUAUUAAGGAUAAUUAUUGUAAUAAUGUAAUAAUGCUAUUUUAAUAUAAAUCUAAAUAUGUGAGAAUCA
Molecule: messenger RNA, 3749 nt
Organism: Ictalurus punctatus (channel catfish)
Lineage: Eukaryota; Metazoa; Chordata; Actinopteri; Siluriformes; Ictaluridae
Gene: pdgfba
Product: myb-like protein Q
Exons: 8
Coding region: 762-2219 (485 amino acids)
Biological process (GO): positive regulation of cell population proliferation; platelet-derived growth factor receptor signaling pathway; positive regulation of protein autophosphorylation
Cellular component (GO): membrane
Molecular function (GO): platelet-derived growth factor receptor binding; growth factor activity
Source: RefSeq, a predicted model, not a curated record